This is a messenger RNA of Penicillium cosmopolitanum, 1239 nucleotides long. RefSeq lists its product as uncharacterized. The coding region runs from base 1 to 1239 and encodes 412 amino acids. Lineage: Eukaryota; Fungi; Ascomycota; Eurotiomycetes; Eurotiales; Aspergillaceae. The transcript is spliced from 6 exons. Gene Ontology annotation, biological process: autophagosome assembly. The record is from RefSeq and is a predicted model, not a curated record. Gene Ontology annotation, cellular component: phagophore assembly site.
AUGACUGACCAGUACGCGGUCCUCAUUCGGCUUCCGUUUCCGCGAGGUGACUUUCAAGACCCUCCCUCGGUGGACUGGGAUGCCAAGAAGGAGAGAGCGCUUUGGGAUUUAAUUUCCCGACCAUCAAAAGAUGGUCUCGAUUGGAAUGAACUGUCCGAGCGCUUUGGAGUCACCCUUCAAUUUUUGCAGCAGCAGGUUGCAUGGCUCUAUGAAAGACAACUUACCCAGGCGCGCGCCCAAAUGCGCAAAGCGCCCCAGCAACUUCAAAUACAUUCAAAUUCGCCCUCCCCAGCCCCAGGAUCUGUGGCUGGAAGUACCGCACUUGGUGGUCAGCCACAAAGACCACCUGUAGCUGGCUCUCGCGGCAUGUUCCGCCAAGUUUCGCAGCAGCGAGAGGCUCUUCAGCCUGCUCCCACCGACCGAAGACUGAGCUCUACAUCAACCACAACUAUCAACCGAGUCCGCGAUACAUCCCGAACUGACACACCGAUCACUGAUGGUCGAGAACAGGGAGUGGGGAGCAGUACUCGUCGACCUUCCGUUCCCCGUCGCGAGCAACCUCAAAGCACUUCAUUCAUGCGGUCACCGCCUCUCAAAGAAGAGGAUUUGAGCUCAAGCUCCGAAGAAUCGGACUCCGAGGAAGAGACUUCACCCCGUCGCUUCCCGCGCUGGCGCAAUUUCGGAAAAUACUCCGAGCAUCAGUCCCGCGCUGGUAUCCGCGACGAUGAGGACGACGAUGACGAUGCGCCCGCUUUCCUCCCCAUGCCCCGACACGAGCAACUACCACGAGAACACCCCAGCGAAAGAGUAAGCCAAGAAUUAAGUGGCACUCUGCGACUAGAUGCCGAUCAAGCAUCAGCCGUCUGGCCUCCAACCCAACGCAGGCCUGUGUUCUUACCAACAGAUGCAGAGUCAAGCGCCAGCUCAACCGGAAUGAGCUCUGCAAGCUCCACUGGCCCAAAUCAUCCAGCGAGGGGCGAUGAUCGCCGAGCUCCUCUGCGGAGUCCCCGUAGCGGCGGCCGGGCUACAGAACAGUCGCGCGCAAGCCCACGCAGCAAGGGUGGGGUGAAUGGCAGUGAUGGCACACCCAGCAUGGGCAGCAGCUUUAGUGACUUGGAUGAUACCAGUGUGACCCAAUCAGCACUCGAAGAAGCUCUCAUGAGCAACAUGCAACAAGGCGGUAUGGCGAGCCGCAUGAGUACGAUCAGCCAAGCCCUUCGAAGCCGAUAUCUCCAGUAA